AUGAGACUAAACUCCACGGCCGGCAAAGCUGCGAAAGCCAUGAAAGCUCACGACUAUGAAACAUCGUUAAAACACUUGAAUGAAUUGGUAUCCAAUUAUCCAAACAACUAUAAAAUUAUGUGUGACCGUAGUAUGGCGCAUUAUAAUCUGAACAACUAUCGGGGAGCUUUAAACGAUGCAGAAGCAGCAAAAUUAAAGAAACCAGACAGAUCACGUGCAUACUAUAUUUGUGGGUUUAUUUAUGAUAAGCUAGGGGAGGCCAAUGAGUCAAUACGAUCAUUAAACCAUGCAUUGCAAACAUCAUCCAAUGAUCCGGAAGCACUGGAGGCACACAAGAUAUGUGCAAAAAUAUAUUACCAUCAUGAUGAUUAUAGAGAAGCUCUUAAGCACUUAAACAGUGCAUUACAAUUAGAUCCCAAUGAUUCUUGGGUUCUGCAUGUGCGAAGUCGAAUCCGUUUCGAUCGAAAAGAGUAUGAUCAAUCGUUGGCGGAUGUAAAUGCUUUGAUAAAUAUCGAGAGUGCAUCCACGAAUUCCAACAUGGAGUUGAGGCACGAUGCAUUUGAAUUGCGUGGAACAUUGCAUAAGAAAUUAGGACAAUAUGAACCUGCAAUAUUUGAUUUUAGUUCCGCCUUGAAUAUAAAACAGAAGGAUGCAUCGCUGAUAUUUAAAAGAGCGAGAGUAUAUCUGAAGCAAGAGAAGUAUGCCGAAGCACUAUCUGAUUUUGAGAAAAUUGAGAGAUUAAUAGGGCUUAAUGAUGUAAACGCUGAUCCAAAGAUAUUAAGAAAUCGCGGAUUGGCACACAAAGGAUUGAAUAGAUUCAAAGAGGCAUUGACUGAUUUCACCAAUGCAUUGGCUAUUGAAAAAAAAUCAUCAACCUAUAGACACCGAGCACACGUAUACUUCAUACUGAAACAGCUGGAACAGUCUAUUGGAGACGCGGAAAAAGCCCUGGAACUUGAUCCACAGGAUACUCUAGCAGAAGAUCUGCACAAUAGGAUCUUGUCUCGACUUAAACGGUUUGAUAAAGCAUUAGAAGGAUUAAAAAAAGCCCUUAAUGCAAAUCCACAAAAUGUUAACGCACUCACCGAAAGGGGAGGCGUGUACCUUUCGAUGAAACGGUACAGCGAAGCUUUAAAUGACCUCAACCUUGCCAUCAGUUAUCAACCCAAAAAUUUCAUGGCCUUAUUAACCCGUGCGAAAGUGUAUCGAAUCCAGGAGUCCUAUCAAUUAUCCUUGGUCGAUCUAAACAAUGCCAUAAACGUGGAACCCCACAAUGCUCGAUUACUUAGGAAUCGAGGUAAGGUGUAUACAUUGUUGAAUGAAUAUAACAAAUCCAUUGCGGACCUCGACCGCUCCAUGUCCAUGGAAAAGGAACCGCAUACGUCAGCACUGAAGUAUCGCGGUAUAUCCUAUUCAAAACUCGGAAAAUAUCACGAAGCUAUUUCCGAUUUUAAUAACGUCCUCAAUAUGAAACCGUCGAAUUCAACCGUUUAUUAUCAUCGUGGGAAGACCUAUUACCACCUGUCGGAAUUUGACAACGCUCUCGAGGAUCUGAACAAAUCACUAGAGUAUGAAGAAAAUUUGGAAUCAUUUAGAUUGAGAUCAAUGAUCUAUGAACAAACUCAAGAAUUUGAAAAAUCAAGAAGCGAUUUAGAUCGCAUAUUGUCAGCAGAACCAAACAACACCUCCGUGUUGUCCAAGAGGGCUGAGUUGAAUGAACGUUUGAAACAAUUCCAGGAUUGCGUUAACGAUUUGAGCAGCGUGAUGAAACUGGCACCACAAAAUGCACGUGCAUUAAAUUCUCGUGGGAGGAUGUUGGUGAGAUUAUGUAGGUACGAAGAGGCGCUCAGGGAUUUCAAUAAAUUGUUGGAGAUGAAUGAAAAUGAUGUUGAAACCAUAGGAUUAAGGGCGGAAGUAUACCAACGAUUAGGGAAAUACGAGGAAGCAUUGAAUGAUUUGAAAGAUGGAAUUGCGAAUAAGCCUGGAAGCAAGCGUUGGUUGCUUGUGGUGAGAGGUGGAAUACUCAGAGAACAAGGAAAAUUUGAGGAUGCAUUAAAUGAUAUAAAUGCAGCCAUCGAUCUUCCACCCCCAACAACUCUUAAACAUGAUUUGACUUUUUCGAACGUCGCUCAACCUGGGACCAGCAAGAAAGGAACACUUUGCGGGACGCCGGAAGCUCGACAAGAGGAAGAUAAAGUUCAUGCAAUGGCAUUAUGUUACCGAGGAGCGAUCAUGAGGAAGAUGGGGAAGACGGACGAUGCAUUGGAUGAUUUGAACAAAGCGUUGAACAUGGACCCAUAUAAUUCAUUGGCAUUGUGUGAGAGGAGUGCUAUACUUAGGGAUAAUGAUAAGUACGAUGAAGCGUGGGGAGAUCUAGAGAUGGUGUUAAGUAAUUACGAUGAUUUUGACGAAUAA
This is a messenger RNA of Acaulospora morrowiae, 2415 nucleotides long. NCBI's taxonomy places the organism in Eukaryota, Fungi, Glomeromycota, Glomeromycetes, Diversisporales, Acaulosporaceae. The record is from the annotation of a GenBank genome assembly.